AUGCAGACACCUAGUACAUUCUCAGACGUCUCUGUACCGCCAGACACGUUAUCUUCUGAAGGCCAAGGUGGUUCAGGCAAUGAUGGAGCUCAAACCAGUGUUGAAGGCGGAUUAAUCAAUGUCGGAGUUUCCGUAUCGGUUGAUUCAGAUGAUGGUUCAGGAAAAUCAAAAGAAGGUGGAUCAGAAGAUGGUUCUAAAACAUCUGAUGUCGGUGAACCCCCAUCCACAAUGCAGACACCUAGUACAUCAUCAGAUGACUCUGUACUGUCGGAUACGUCAUCUCCUAGUACCGAAAGUGGCUCAAGUAACCAAGGAGCGCAAACCAGUGUUGAAGGCGGAUUAAUCAAUGUCGGAGUUUCCGUAUCGGUUGAAUUCAGGCGAUAG
Homalodisca vitripennis (glassy-winged sharpshooter) is the source of this 384-nucleotide messenger RNA. RefSeq names its product putative protein TPRXL. The coding region runs from base 1 to 384 and encodes 127 amino acids. The transcript has a single exon. The record is from RefSeq and is a predicted model, not a curated record. NCBI's taxonomy places the organism in Eukaryota, Metazoa, Arthropoda, Insecta, Hemiptera, Cicadellidae.